AUGAAGUCUGCAAUUCCAAUCCUCGCACUUGCCUCCUUCUUUGCCACACAGGCUACUGCCCACACAACUCUCCAGUACUUCUGGACUGACUCCUCGACCUCCACAACCGAGUGUGUGCGUGCUCCUCCCAACAACAACCCAGUCCAGGAUGUCACAUCCGCCGAUAUGGCCUGCAACGUGAACGGAAAUGUUCCAGCAGCGUCUGUCUGCGAGGUUACAGCCGGCAGCACAGUGAUUCACGAGUGGCACCACACAAACCGUGAGCAAGGUGCUACUGACGCCGAUGAUCCGAUUGCCUCCAGCACCGUCACCGACGUGACCUCGCUCGACUGGUUCAAGAUCGCCGAAGACGGCCUCUCCGGUGGUGUCUGGGCUGUCGACACCUUCUACGCAGACAAGACUGGAAAAUGGUCUGUCAAGAUCCCAACAAACAUCCCAGAUGGUGACUACCUCCUCCGUGGAGAGAUCAUCGCUCUGCACUCGGCAAGCUCGUACCCUGGUGCUCAGCUCUACAUGGGAUGCGUGCAACUCCGCGUUACCGGUGGAAGCGGUGGAACUCCAAGUCCCACUGCCAAGUUCCCGGGUGCCUAUGCAUCAACUGAUCCUGGUAUCACUUGCAACAUCUACUCUGGACUCACUACUUAUGAGAUUCCCGGACCGGCCGUUAUGUCGAGCUCAAGCUCCAAGAAGUCGAAGAAAUGGAUUGCCUAA
Messenger RNA from Morchella importuna, 711 nucleotides. RefSeq lists its product as uncharacterized. The transcript is spliced from 3 exons. The record is from RefSeq and is a predicted model, not a curated record. Lineage: Eukaryota; Fungi; Ascomycota; Pezizomycetes; Pezizales; Morchellaceae. The coding region runs from base 1 to 711 and encodes 236 amino acids.